[Torrubiella] hemipterigena is the source of this 4771-nucleotide messenger RNA. The record is from the annotation of a GenBank genome assembly. NCBI's taxonomy places the organism in Eukaryota, Fungi, Ascomycota, Sordariomycetes, Hypocreales, Clavicipitaceae.
CUGCUCCUGCAUGGAAAUCAGCUCAUGAACUUGCACACGUCAAAUGAGGGAUGAAAUCGUUUGAUGCAUCGAAAUGCAUCCAAAAAAUAUCUUAUUCAAUUGUCAUUCUAGAAUCAGUCGAAUAGCGUCACAUUCGUGUCGAUCCUUGUACUCAACGGCAAAUUCAUCUGCACCACCAGUACAUCGCUUCCAAUAUCGCUGGAUUGACAGAGUUGAAUCUCUCGAAAAAUACAAGCCCGGUGGCUACCAUCCUAUAAUAAUAGGAGAUAUCCUUAACAAACGCCACCAAAUUGUCGAUAAACUAGGGUAUGGGGGAUACUCAACUGUAUGGCUUGCACGCGAUACCCAGCAGCAUCGGUAUGUCGCCCUGAAAGUUGGUAUAUCUGACUCUCGGCUACAAGAGGCUACAGUACUGCAAGUUCUCUCGGAUAAAAGGUCACACGCGCUUUCAACUCCCUUGACUAUAUCUGGAUAAGAAGUAAUCCCUCCAGUUCUAGACCAAUUCACUGUACAAGGUCCCAACGGAGCUCACCCUUGCUAUACAACUAUACCAGCAGAGCGUGAUCUCUAGGACGCGUCGUUUUUUCAUUUGUUCAAUCUAUAUGUGGCUAGAGUUUUGUGCGUGAAGCUUAUAUCAGCUGUCGCAUACAUGCACAGGCGUGGCUAUGCACAUGGAGAUAUUCAUCUCGGUAAUGUGAUGCUCAAGCUUUCUUCUGACUUGAAUAAUUUAUCCAUUGACCAGCUUUAUGAGACGUGUGGGAAACCUGAUGCAGUCCGUAUUUCUCGGGUUGACAAUCGUUCACUGCCACCAAAUGUACCCGAAAAAGCAGUUUGCCACUGUAUCUUGGUAAAACUGCGGACGAUGUCACUUUGGCGGACACACAUCUACUUCUUACUGACUUUGGCGAAGCCUUUGAGCCGGCUAUUCACAGUGAAGACUGUCGAUCUCCUCUUGGUACUUGGCCACCGGAAGCACGCUUUGAGCCUUCAUCGCCAUUCUCAUUUGGGGCAGAUAUUUGGACUCUCGCGCUUGCAAUGUGGAAAAUUGUUGGGAUGAAGGCUCUUUUUAGUGAAUAAUUUAUUACACCUGUCGGUGUUCUUGCGCAGCAAGUCGAUGUGUUAGGUGCUCUGCCACCCAAGUGGUGGGAGCAAUGGGAACAAAAAGAUCAGUUCUUCGACAGCGCAGGGAAUUCUACUCAAGGCGAAAACGCAUCACCACCCCUUGACGAUGCCUUUGACGCUUGGGUUCAAAAAUAUCGACAAAAACAAAAUGUCAGUGUCUUCUCACCGACGGAGAAGACGUCAUUUCUGAGACUGUUGCGUCAAAUGUUGCGUCAAAUGUUGGCCUUUGAUCCCAAAGAUAGGCCAACGGCAGAUGAGGUGUUGAGAUCCGAUUGGAUUCUUAACUGGGCUAUGAAAGACCUUGAACGUAGCCUUUCAUUCUCACAUUCUCAUGACCCAUAGACGCACUGGUUCACUCUGCAUAGUUGAUAUUUAACUCUAUCGUAUCGCCUCAUUAAACUUCUUAGCUACAGUACACUUGGCGGCAUGCUUGACACUUGGAUCCGACUCAGACGUGGCUGUGAGGGUAAUAAUACCACUAUCAGCACCGUCGGGUGAGACGCCCAUGGAUACAAAAACAGUCGAAGACUUGCCAAAUUCAGCUGCUACUAGAGAAUUGGGCAGCUCAGUCUUCCAACCCGACCCUUCAACAGCAGCAUUUAGUCGAUAUACUUCUCUCUUGGUGUUAGCAGAGUCCAACUCGCUAAACUUUGGGCUGCCCUUAUUGGUUAUCGUGAAAGAACAAAAUACUCCGGUAGUCGUUGGUGUUUGCUUAUCCAGCUUCACCGGCUCGCCUUGGGCAACCUCAACUGCCUGGGUAUGAGGGCCUUUACCGUCGAGAGAUCUUACUGCGACAGUGUAUGAUAGUUCUCCUUCAGGAGAUCGAUGACGGUCAACCACAUAUAUAUGUAAGCCGUUAUCUUUGUCGAUAUGCUCAAACUGGCUUCCGGAUUUACCACCAGCGUGGAACAGGGCGUCAAGAAGCUGACGAAAAUCACCUAGUGUGAUCUUUGCUUCUUUACUGUUGGGACGAAUAAAGUCAACGAGGCCAAGAUCUUUCGGAUUCGCGUCGAUUACCCAUUGGAAAGGCAUGGAGCUAUCACUGUACUUGACUUUCGUGAUAAGAACGCCUGAAUCUGCCUGGAAGGAAUCGGAGCCUAGCCGGUCAACAACCUCAAUAUCAUAAGCGUUGUAGCCACCGCCGUCACAUAAGGGAUCGGACCUAGUGUCACAUUUUGGAGCCCUAUCCUUGCCAAUGUCGAUGCGAAUUCCCAUCGUCUUUCCCGCAAUAACACGGGCAGUAAUCUGUGCCGUGAUGAGCCCCGACUUGGCCAACCCAUCUCGCGUGGCUUUUAUGACUCUACUCUCAUCUACUAGCUUCAGUUGAAUCUUAUCUCGCAUGGUGUGUGGGGAUCCCAAGGCGCCACCCUGGGUUGGAGGAAUAUGCCACCGUGUGUGCGGGCCUCCUGGCCCAUUAAAGGUUCCUCUCGACAUCAUGGACCAUGGACCAGUGAAUGAUCGCCUCAUAGGGUUGCCGAAAGGAUUGUUAUAGUUAUCCCAGAUCUUCAGAAGAUGGCUGAGCUCGUGAGCAUACACGCCCAUACCCGAACUCUCGCCCUGGAUUGAGGAACUUGGAAAAGCGUGAGGCCAGAUGGUGGCACCGGCUUGCCAACUAGUCCAGGCGACGUAACGAGUGGUGGCAGCGUUCUUCAUGGCUUUUGAUCCGCUAUCGGGAGGCGGCCCAAACGCGUCGGGAAUCUCGUCCUUGCUGUUGAACUUCAUCUCUCCAAAUUCUUGCCAUGUCGAUGAUUCGUCAUGCCCAGCUGCCACAACAAAAAUGAGCUCAUAUUUUCCAGACUCAUUGCCCGUUUCUUUCUUGAAUGCAUUGAUAGCGACUCUGUGAGCAUCUUGACCACAUUUUCCUUUGCUUGGGCAAGAUCCGCCAUCACCAAUACCGUAUUCCCAGGACCGCGCUGGUAGCUUAUAUGGCCCAAACGCCGUCAGCUCUACACCGAACCGUCCAGCAGAGUCUUCCAUCCAAUAUUCAUGCAAUGUGUGCCCUCUGUUCAAAUCGCCAGGCUUGUUAAGAAAGUCGCGGUAAAAUGCAGGCACGUCGCUUCGUGGAAUAUUAUUGGCCGCUGGCUGCGGGUUACCAAAUACAGUGGCUCCUGGCUUCAUUGAUAUAACGAAAGACGUAUCCGAAUAGUCGAUCGCAACGAGAGCAAUUUUGAAAUUUCGGACGGAGCCCUUGCGAUUAGGGUCAUUCCAGCUAGUUCCUGGUGGCUUCUUGUAGUCUUCCCAUGUCAUAUUGUCUGGGUUAACCCAUCGUUGAGGAUCGAGAGGUUGGAACGGGAGCUGCGCCGGGGCUGGUUCAAGAUGUCUAGUCGAUGGCAAGGCAGCAACUUGAGCAUACCCUAUUAAAGGCAAUGUUGUGAUCAACCAGGAUAUGCCCAUCUUGACAAUGACUUCCUGAGCUUGAUAUUGCUAGUCGCAGCGCGUUGAUUACAGUUUAUAGGAUCGGUCAUGCCGUCGUGAUCCGAAAGGAAAGAUGAUACGAUCAUCAUUUUUUCCCAAAGAAAAAGAAAUUAUAAUUUCACAUUCUCGGUUAUAUGUUACGUGAUUUUGACUCUGAUGUUGUCACAAAAUGUUCAAAAUAGAGUGUCCAGAUUGAUGUAACCGCCAAGGAAGCCAAUGGCACUUCAGAGCCGAAACAUAUACGAUUGGACAAGCAGGAUCAUUAGAUAAAUAACGAAUAUGAUUGACCCGGUAAUAAACCAAAAAAGAACCAAUUUCGGAAAUUUCGUCAACUGGGGUGCUAUGCGACUUACAAGUGCUGUGGAGAUGGCUUCAUAUCGCUCACGUGUACCUUUGUAAACGCACCUAGUCUCUACCACACACUGCAUCCAGCUCGGCACUCACCUCCCGUCUCGUCUUAGACAGUCGUUCUAUAUUAUAACACGGUUCGCAAAUUACAGAAGCCCCUACUAGCAUAAGAUUCGUUUCAAAACCCCGAAACAACAUGGCAGCAACCCCGCAAACCGAUACUGCCCGUCCUUGGUAUGCCAGUCUGCCGGAACCCAAGGCUGAGUGCGGUGCUUUGGAUAAUGUAGAGGUGAUGAAGAUGCUUGAGGCGACUACAUCAGGAGAUCAAAAAGCCGCUAGAAAGUAUCUUUUGGUUGAUGUCCGACGGAACGACUGGGAGGGAGGAACCAUUGCGACAUCGAUCAAUUUGCCUGCCCAGUCACUGUAUCAGACACGACCAAUUAUCUACCAACUUUGCCAGCAAGCUGGAAUUGAACAGGUAUUAUUCUACUGCGGCAGCUCUACCGGGCGAGGCACGCGAUGUGCUCGAUGGAUGCAAGACUACAUCAACGAAGUUGGCGACACCAAGAUGAAGGCGGCCAUUGUCAGAGGCGGCAUCAAAGGGUGGCAAAAGUCCUUUGGGGCCAAAAUGAUCGAAGGCUACGAGGAAAGGGUCUGGAAAGACAAAGCUCAGUAGUGGUAUUGAACACGUCCUAUAAACGCCAAUCGUUUGUCCAACGGCGAGCGCAAAAAUAAAUCCACACAAAUUAACACAACGUCAAAUUUUUCACAUGUCCUCUUUGUAUGCUGUAUUGUCCCAUAAACGCCAAACAAUUUAUCACAAGAAAUUCAAAUCGCAGUCGUCCCUGUUCCGCUUCGUCUAUCGGUGUUGUCUGUCGUCGCCGCC